Mizuhopecten yessoensis (Yesso scallop) is the source of this 2806-nucleotide messenger RNA. RefSeq lists its product as uncharacterized. The record is from RefSeq and is a predicted model, not a curated record. NCBI's taxonomy places the organism in Eukaryota, Metazoa, Mollusca, Bivalvia, Pectinida, Pectinidae. Bases 150 to 854 code for a protein of 234 amino acids. The transcript has 7 exons.
UAUGAUUGUUUGUGGGGGACGUAUAUAUGUUAAUCUUGGGUGAAUUGAUGGUAAAAGCGGACAGGACAGACCAGGACGUUACCUAAUUGACGAUUUGAUUAGAGUAUUAGGAUCGAGUCAUAAACAAAAGGUACUGGCAUUUAUACAAGAUGAUAUUUCCAAUAAUCAUGAUCGCCUUGGCAACAACAGCGGUAUCGCAGCAUCCCAUUCAAACGUUGACAAAUGAGAGUUCAUUAUCAACUGCGAUGGAUUCAGAAGAAGAUGAUCUGGAUGCUUAUACAGACAGCGAACCUGUUACCGAUGUGGAGUCAGAAAAUAUCUGCAAGAGAGUUGUAAUAUCCAAUAUAACAAGAUUUAUAACAUUCAGGGUUGAAACGAGAAAAAAAUGUCAGAAUUCGUCGGAGGAUUGUAACAAAGACGGAUACAAGUGGGUAAGAUCAGUAAGAUACAGGAACUUGACUGUAACAGAGAGGAGGUCAGAACACGUUUGUUGUGAUGGCUUCAAAAACGAGAGUGGGAAGUGCAUCAAAGAACUUUCCACUGCCAUAUCAAACAAAACUUCGGGUAUCAUGGAAAGGGAGAUAACACAGAAACUAACAAUUCUAAUGAUAGUACUUUCGGUAGUGGGAGCAGUUGUGUUGAUAACUGUCAUUGUCGUAAUCUUCAAACUGGAAUGUUUAAAGAAAAGGCCAAGUGAAAGACAAGCAUAUGCACAUGAUAAUCCAGUUUAUGAUAGCACAGUUGGUCAAUCCCACGUCGACGUGGACAACAUGAACACGAAUCACGAACAGCCGAACCCUGACGUAAUUGCGGACGCUAACACCUGUAUGAAAUCAUGUCAGGUUGGCGAUUAAUGAUGACGUCAACAAUAUGUUCUCCAGCGUCGACUGAAGCACGUCAGGAAGAAAAUAUAUCCAAAUGGUUUACUGCAUCCAUCUUGAAAAAACCCACUUUACACCUCGAUGGGUUAUGCAAUAUCAGUGAAAUGAAAAUGCAAUAACCAUGAGGGCUGAUACGUUAAGUACUUCUUAAUAUCAUUUCAAAUUCAAUCAUUUUUAUCGCUGAAUCAGACAUUUUGUCAUACUACUGGUAUAUUACAUCUUUUACUUCAACCGUUGUAGGAUACAUGAUAUUAAGAAGCCCUCAAAAGGCUUGUUAUUCGACGAUAAAACACUCAAAACAUCAAGAAACGAUGGAAUGAGAUACGUGUAUGAGUGAGUAAUAAGGACCUUUUGUACAUGGUUGAUGUCAUGGCACUCUUACACAAUCAGCAAUAUGAUGAGGAAUACAAGAUCAUGAUAAAACAAUUUAUAGAAGCGUUUGCUAAAAUUCAGUAUUGCAUUUUUCUGUGGGUAUUUAGAAACAUAUUGCAGUAUAUUUGCCAACUUUCAAAAAUAUGGAAGGAUCAAGAGUUAAACUUUAUAUCUUUUUCACAUGAUUUACAAAAUCUACCAGCUUCCAUGUUUCACUUUUGGGGGAGGGGGUACGCUAUCCACUUAAACACCAUCACAUAUGAAAGAAGAGGCAGGGAGAUGAAGAAACUACGAGUUUUCCCAAAGGAUUUUGAAAAUUGAAAAAAACCCAUCCCUAUUGUCAAGUUUUGUAAAAGGACUUCGUUUUCGUCGUCUGCUGGUAUUUGAUGCCUGAUCUCAUUGUUAGCUUUUCUGAACGAACGUUAAAUCUAGUUAUGUAUUACAGUUGCAUAAUUGAUAUGACAAUGUUCCCUGUAUCAGAUCAUUGGAUAGUAAUACUGAAGAGUCACAGAAAUCUACAGUGUGGUAUCAGCUUUAUGUCAUAUUAAACCGUUACUUAUCAUGUAUUUAUCAUAUGGUUUAUUGAUUAUAGACUCAUGAUUGUGUACAAUCCUUGUUUGCUUCCUGUUAGUUGAAUGAAUGGUUUUGAAGAUCGGUCACGGUUUUGGAUACAUGUACGUAUGCGAGUGUGGCAAUUGUGAGGUUUUACGUCCUCGCGUAAGUCAGGGUGAUAUGAGGACGGAUCUCUAGGGUAGACAAAGCUGGGAAGUCCCCUUUGUGGAAGCUACAAGAAACCCUUGGAUUCUGAAUAGGGCCCAUCAUUAGUCGCCUUUUCGAUACACAUGCAAAGGGAUGCAACAGGUCUAUUCAAUUGCCCCUAAAUAGAAGACAAGGAAGAAACCAUACUCGAUUCUACUGGGGUGGAAUUUUGUGUGUUUGAGGGUGAUGUAUGAUAUAUUAUAUGCCUUACCUAUUGUUUCUAAUAUGUAUGUGUGUACUGCCAAGGUAUGUUCCAUGUGUGUGUGGUUAGUAUACUUUGUCAAAGUGUGAAACUGAGUUAAGCAUGUUAUUUGUCCGUUAACGUAAUGUAUCGUCUUCGUACAUUUGGUCAAUUGUGUUGUGACAAUAUAUCGGAAAAAAUGAAUAAAAAGUAUAUCUUGUUAAUAAAACUAUCACUCCAUAACGUUUAAUACGCAACAUGUAUGUUUUCACUCUGAUACAACAAAGUUACGAUACGAUGAUAUAACAUGUAAUUAAUUGUGAGAGGCAAAACGAAUUUUUAAUAUAAAAAAUAUGUCCAACUCUUAAAUUGCAUCUGUCCUUUCUGGAUCACGCUGAGUUUUUGUCAUAACAAUUUUCCUCUUUAAAAAAAAACCCCCAUCAGAAUCGAGAUACUUUACCUACGUCUACUAAAGAUGCUUACAUACUAGCGACUAUUUUACGUUGUGAUCAACUCUGCUUUGGACUAUAAGACAUCACUCAUCUCUCUCUCUAUAUAUAAACAGUGCAAAACAUAAAUUAGCUGUAUCACUUACGACUAAUAAAGAAAUUGA